Molecule: messenger RNA, 3558 nt
Organism: Carassius gibelio (silver crucian carp)
Lineage: Eukaryota; Metazoa; Chordata; Actinopteri; Cypriniformes; Cyprinidae
Gene: grb2a
Product: growth factor receptor-bound protein 2a
Exons: 6
Coding region: 533-1177 (214 amino acids)
Molecular function (GO): protein binding
Source: RefSeq, a predicted model, not a curated record
GAACUGGAAAAACCAUUCUCUUCUGUUUUCUUGCAGUACCGAUCUGUACUGCAGUUUUCAAGGCGAGAUUAAAAGGUUUAGAUAAGAGGAUAAGCGCAUUUGACUCAAAUUUCUGAUCUAUGGUGCACUGUUGAUAGCUUCACUGUUAAUUCAGUGUGUGAAGUUUAUGUUUGGACCUUUCCAUCUUUGCGGACCGUAACACGAAGGAAGCGGAAAUUAACUACCCGCUUGCUUUUCCCGGAGCUAACGUUACUCCGGAGUCAGGAAAAUUAACUGCAAACGUAAGCCCUAUAAACAUGAUUUUACUGUUGUUAAAAUCCGGUAUUUCUAUGUAAGGUUAGUUCUUUAUUUCACUGCGUAAGAGGGGUCGGACAGGGAGACGGUCUGCAGUUGACAGAACCCAGACAAGGAAGAUCUGUCACUCCACGGUCAGCAGUGACAAGGACAGAUAUUAGGAGACUAUUAUAUUCUUCCUAUAGAAGCACUUCCUUCUGGAGCUUUAUAUCUGUCUCACAUCCACACAGCCCAUGCCAUGGAGGCAAUAGCUAAAUACGAUUUCAAAGCUACCGCUGAUGAUGAAUUAAGUUUCAAGCGAGGAGAGAUUUUAAAGAUUUUAAAUGAAGAAUGUGACCAGAACUGGUACAAGGCAGAACUCAAUGGAAAAGAAGGAUUCAUCCCUAAAAAUUACAUAGAAAUGAAGCCACACCCCUGGUUUUAUGGGAAGAUUCCCCGUGCAAAGGCAGAAGAAAUGUUAAAUAAACAGAGACACGAUGGAGCUUUUCUCAUUAGAGAAAGUGAGAGUGCACCUGGAGACUUCUCGCUGUCUGUCAAAUUUGGGAAUGAUGUCCAGCACUUCAAAGUCUUACGGGAUGGAGCAGGGAAAUACUUCUUGUGGGUGGUCAAAUUUAACUCGUUAAACUCCUUAGUGGAUUAUCAUCGGUCCACUUCUGUGUCCAGGAAUCAGCCAAUUUUCCUCAGGGACAUUGAACAGCAUUCUACAUACGUUCAAGCUUUGUUUGACUUUGACCCUCAAGAGGAUGGGGAGCUGGGGUUCAGGCGUGGAGAUUUUAUCCAGGUCCUGGACAACUCGGAUCCUAAUUGGUGGAAGGGGGCUUGUCACGGACAAACCGGAAUGUUUCCUCGAAAUUAUGUUACACCUGUCAAUCAAAAUAUGUAACUUGCAGAGAAAAUGCUUGCUUGCUUAAAGCACCUGUGGACAUAGAGCUGGGUUGCCACGGAAACAAAAACCACAGAGUGAUGGAGAGAAAAGGCUCAAUUGGGGACGUUUAUGUCGAUUGGCCGGGAAAAUAAAGACUGUGCUGUUUGGAGUGUGUUUGGAGUGAUUGACAUUUUAAGAAGCACUAUUGGCUGUGUGAGGAAAAAUGCUCCAGACUGAUAUUUCUUUCAUGUACUGUUUUACAUCAGCUAUGCUUUAUAUGCAACUUUAUUUCAUGUUAUAAGACAUCAGCUGUACUAACAAAAAAAAAUAAUUUGUGUGAAGGAAAUUCACAAUAUCACAAUCACAAUACUGUCACAGUUUUGCACCAUGACUGAUUUUGAACACCAUGUUAUGCUUGAUUUUUAUUGUUAAAAUGCAUCACGCAUUUUUCAUGCUUGAUUUAUGAAUUCAUCUUUUGUCAUCUUUCCAGAAGUAAUGUAAGUGUUAUUUGGUGUGAUAUUGUCAAGCAUAAUUACUACAUGCCAUAUAAUUUCAUUCCCAUACAAUAGUCAAAUUAACUUACUUGUAGUUGUCUUUUUGUCUUAAAAGGAUAGUUCACCUUUUUAGACAAAUCCUAUUCAUCCUCUUUUUACAUGUCAUGGCCAUGAUUUCUAAAUUGUCUAAGAUGUGCAUUUAUUUGACCGUUCUCUGUGGAUCCCACCUUCUCGCAUGCUGUGAUUGGUAGAUUAUGUACAAUCCCUACAUGCCAUUGGUUUACUUUCACAAAGUAUGAAACAAAUAGAAAGCAAAGGCAAAAAAGUGUGUUUGGCUUGAAGCUGUGCGGACCGAUUUGUGUGUGAACAUAGAUGUGUAUAGAUUCCCCAUUCAAUCUGCUUCAAGCACAUAACCACGUCUGCCAUCUUGAAACGGUCAACUUGACGUCAUUCACCAUACUAUAUGGGUUCACAGACCAUCGGCUGAGCAGGAUUGUGGCAUCUUUGAAUAUUCAUUGAUGACAAUGAUGAAUGGCCUCAAGUUGACCAAUACAAUUUGAGGGACGGCUUGUGUGUAGUGGCCCAUGGAAACAGUUGCCAAUGAGGCAUCUACGUUUACAUAUGUUUGACAACAAAGUGCUACGAGAGUGAUUUGACAGCAUGCUGAGCAUCUGCUCUUUAUAUCUCUCAUGGUACUUUGAUGUCAAAAACAGAUCAGUCUGCACAGCACUGCUUCAAGCCAAACACACCUGUAACCUAGACAAUUUAGGCAUCUUAGAAAUCCCAGCCAGGAUAUGUCUGGGAAAAAGAGGACAUAUUGAUGAGUACAUUAUGUACUCAUCCUCAUUUGUUCCACAUGUGUACAUAUUUUUUCUGUUCAAAUUCAAAACGUGUUCAGAAUAUGGGUAUUUGUGUUGCAGGUUUGGAACAUCAUGAAGGUGAUGCCUAAAUUGCAAUUUUGAGUAAACUGUCCCUUUAAAUCAAAAUACCUUGAAAAUAAUGUAAUGGUGCCAAAGCCUCUGUAGCAGAUCAGUGAUCAAAUGUAACAAAUUUGGAGCAUUUCAUGAAGCCCUUUAAAAUGGUACUGGUCAUAUGAUUGCAUUGGGGAUUUUCAUAGAGUAUGUUGGUUACUCUAGAUUAUACCCAAAUAAAAUAGAAUAAUGAUAUUUCCAGUGAAACUUCCCAGUGCACUUGUACAGAUCAAGAGUUUAAAUAUCAAACGUUUGAUAUAUCUUCUUAGUAGUGAACAAAAUUCAGUGAUCUUGGACUUUGUGCUGUCUAGAAUGAUGCCAUAUAACUGUGCUGACAAAGGGCUGAACUUGUUUAGAUGGUAUGCAUUUUGUUGUAAUGUCAUUAAAUUUUCUUACCACACGUUAACAGGGCCAUUAAAUGCCACUUUUUGAAGCUGAGGGCUGUAUAGUCUUCAUGAUGUCAUUUGAGGAUGUUUAUUUUUGUUUCUGUUUUUGAGUUUGAGUUUUUCUUUAUGUGGCCCUGGUUAACUAAAAGAAAACAAUUAAGUGUAUGCAUCUGUAAGCCACUUUUGAAUGCUGAAUUGUUUUUUAUCUUAAAAUUGGAAAGCUAAUAUACAUUGAAGCCUUGUAGACAUUCAGUUUCUUUCUACUUGUCAAGGUAAUUUACUUCAAAUUCAGUUAAUUUUUCAAAUGUUUGAUGUAUUAUUAGUUGUGUUGCUUGUGCUCUUAGAAAUGAGAUGUCUAUAUACAUCUGUGUCAUAAUGGAAUAAUGUGUUAUGUUGAAACUAAGCCAUUUCAUCAGCUGCAGUAAACCUCAAUGAUAGAAAUAUACAUGGCAUCCUUUUGCUGUCAGAAGAGUUCAGUUUCAUAAUGCUGGAGUUUAUGUACACCUGCACAAUGUAGAUGAUGAGUGAAAUACAUUUCAUAACAUUUA